Notolabrus celidotus (New Zealand spotty) is the source of this 2038-nucleotide messenger RNA. RefSeq names its product carbonic anhydrase XII (gene ca12). Gene Ontology annotation, molecular function: zinc ion binding; carbonate dehydratase activity. The record is from RefSeq and is a predicted model, not a curated record. The transcript has 9 exons. Lineage: Eukaryota; Metazoa; Chordata; Actinopteri; Labriformes; Labridae. The coding region runs from base 250 to 1854 and encodes 534 amino acids. Gene Ontology annotation, cellular component: plasma membrane.
UCUGAAGGGUCUCAGAAUUCUCUGUUACACCGGCUCACAUGCACUCCCUUCCCCCCUCUCCUCCCACCCCCAGCCAGCUUUUCCCGCAUCCUCCGUCCGCUGGCAGCUCUCCGUCCGAGCCCUAAAUGAGUGACUUGGCUUGGAUGCGGUCGCUGCUGUUGAGCUGUCACUGUCCGGUGACUAUAUGACUGUAGAGGCUGGUUUUGUUGUUGCUCUGACGUCAGUGCAAGCUACAAUGAGGUUGGCAUCAUGGGUAUAAAAGCCAGUUUGAAGGCUCGCGCUCCAACCUUACUCUUCUCCAUACCGGUUUCACGUUUAACUACUGCACGAGGGAGGGCUCAGGAGAUUAAGAUGCACUUUCUCAGCUUCACACCCAUCCUGCUCCUGCAGAUGACCCACCUCACUGUACUGCACGGUGCCAAAUGGACAUACACUGGGCAAGAGGGACAGCAAUAUUGGUCCAAGCAUUACCCAUACUGUGGUGGACCUUUCCAGUCUCCAAUAGACAUCGAGUCAGAGCUGCUGAGGUUCGACCCAUCUUUAGGCCCAAUCGAGGUUCAGAACUACGACCUGACACCUGAUGAGCAGCUCACUCUUGGAAACAAUGGACAUUCUGUGCAAUUAUCCCUGCCCAGUAAGAUGUACAUCUCCAGCCUGCCUCAUCGUUACACUGCAGCUCAAUUCCAUCUGCACUGGGGCUCCUCCAGCAAACCUGCAGGCUCUGAGCACUUGGUGAACAGUAGGCAGUAUGCAGCAGAGCUUCAUGUAGUUCACUUCAACUCAGACAAGUAUCCUAAUAUGUCCAUGGCUGUGGAUAAGUCUGAUGGCCUGGCUGUGCUGGGUGUCCUGAUAGAGGUUGGAGAGUUCAACCCAGCCUUUGAACAGUUUCUGAAAUUUAUCAAUGGUGUCAAAUACAGUGAUCAGAAAGUGCAGAUUCCUGGUUUCAACAUCAGAGCUCUGCUGCCACCACGCUUGGAUGAGUAUUACCGCUAUGACGGAUCACUGACGACUCCUCCUUGCUACCCAAGUGUCCUGUGGACCGUGUUCAAGAAUCAUGUGACAAUAUCUCGUAAACAGUUUCUCGCCCUGGCAACAAGCCUCUACUCUUCCCAUGCCCAGGACUCAACCUCUCUUCCUCUGUACAGCAACUUCAGGAAACCACAGUCGGUUGACAACCGAGUGGUGCUCGUGUCUUUUAAGGAGGGCAGAGGACUGCACGGUACUCUUACAGUCACAUCUCCACUCACGAGGAAGCGAAUCGUUCAGCAGCUACUGGUUGGGGACCUAGCAGACUUGGCGGAUGAAGGGCUCUACAAGCUUCUACCGCGUGGCCCCGAUCAACUCCGUGCUGGCGAGAUGAAAGACCUCAAGGACGAGCAAAGUGAGAGUCUGGCCAAAUCCAAACAACAAACGCUGAAUUCAUCCCUGCGAAAGAAGAGCCAGACAAACCGGUCAGUGGGAAAGUUAGGGCUGGCUGAAGACACGCUAAGCUACGUUUCACUGGAGCAGAGAGUUUCCCAUCAUCUCAAACAGUCUCACGCUGAGAACCAGCUGGUUCAGGCUCUCAGAGAUGCAGUCUUCCCAGAGCUCAACUUAAAGAGCUACCUGGACUGUAGGUCAGACUUAGCCCUCCCCACUAUAAGACGGAUCCUCCGUGUACGGCCAACCGAUGAAGCUUUUGAGUUGGAUCGCUCUCUGACAAGAGCCCUGAUGAAUCAGGGGAAGACUUCCACAGUGAUCAAGAAAAGUGUGCCAGUGACAAAAUACGGCGGUCCCUCCCCUGCUGCUCCCAGGAAACCACACAGCCAGGGUUAUCCACAUCCUUGGCUUUUGCCAAUGGAGUGGGAAGACUAGAGAGAUUCCAGCCAUAGUUGAGACUCACAUUAUGUCACUCUCUGUUGCAGACAUUAGUGGUGUCUUCCACAGCUAAAGACUGUUUUUUAAGCCAUGCCCUGCUUCAUUUGACCAAAAUGGCUAAAGUAUUUCAUUUAAAUUAUUUUUCCUACUGUGUGCAUGUAACUGUGAUAAAAAUUAAUUU